Molecule: messenger RNA, 4731 nt
Organism: Nylanderia fulva
Lineage: Eukaryota; Metazoa; Arthropoda; Insecta; Hymenoptera; Formicidae
Source: RefSeq, a predicted model, not a curated record
AUGAAGGGAGAUACCGCAGAGGAGUUGAGACGCAUCCACAACGCCGUUACUGCCACCGUCAACGGUCAGGAGAGCAUCGGGCGUCCAAUAAACUCCCACGGGAUGGACCUCUUCAACUUCCUGGUGACGGAGCUUUUUGAUGCACGCACACGUCUGGAGUGGGAGUCGUCCAUUUCAGACUCAUCAGAGCCAGCACAGAACGAGGCACUCGUUGACUUUAUCAGUCGGCGGAUCCUGACGCUCAAUGCCGCACGACCAAAGGGCGUCAGCAAACCGUCCGGAGAUGCUCCACGGAUCGCCAAGGCACACGUCACGAAACACCAAGGAUCUGAACCGCCGCACUGUGCACUGUGUCGCGAGAACCACACCUUGAUGGCCUGCCGAGACUUCAAGGCCAAGACAGUCAACGAGCGUAAGGCGUUCAUAGAGACAAGCAAGCGCUGCUACAAUUGCUUAGGCAACCACUUUCUAUCUCGCUGCCAGUCGAAGAAGAACUGCCUCACAUGCGACGCACGACACCACACGAUGUUGCACGGAGCACCGACGUCUUCACUGUCAGCUGAGGCCACCACACGCGCCACCACACUGACCACGACUCUGCAACAUCAGGAUCACAAGGCCGUUCUUCUGGCAACAGCUCGAGUGAACAUCGCCGAUCGGUACGGGUCCCCACACGCCGUACGCGCUCUGAUCGACCAAUGCUCUGAGGUGUCGAUCAUUUCAGAGACCUUGGCACAACGCCUUCGCCUUCCUCGAGUUUCGACGGAUCUUUCGAUCUUCGGCAUCGGAGGGACCCGCUCAGGAUCCGCUCGAGGCAAAGUAACGCUGCACGUAACGUCAGACGUGACCAACGCCGAGCUCAGCGUGGUAGCCUUUGUGCUGCCUCGCAUAUCACUGCAGCAAGGAUCAGUCUCACGAGGAGAACGCAGCUGGCCUCAUCUCAAGGGACUCCAACUGGCCGAUCCUCGUUUUUUGGACGACGACCCAGCUGAGUUACUCUUAGGAGCCGAGGUCUAUUCCUUGAUCCUCGAGGAGGGCCUCCGCAAAGGAGAUUCAAGGAUGCCGAUCGCCCAGCAAACAAGCCUGGGGUGGAUCCUCUCUGGCGGAUACGACGCCGCAUCAGUCAACGGACAUCGCCGCACAUUCCGAUGCACCGCCGAUCAUGACCUCGCCGACCUCGUUCGCCGCUUUUGGGAGCAGGAGAGCGAGCCAAUAUCUCAGGCUCCACUCACUCCUGACGAAACCAAGUGCGAGGAGCUUUACGUGCGCACCGUCACACGCACGCCCACCGGAAGAUACAUGGUGAGACUGCCUCUUGCAUCACCGCCGACGACUCUUCAAGACACUCGCCGCCCUGCGGAGCACCUCCUGAAAGCCAUGGAGUCCAAGGGCAGCCGAGACCCUCGAUUUGGCGACCUCUAUCGCAGCUUCAUGCAGGAAUACGAGGACCUGCAACAUAUGAAGAGGGUAAAUAUCGCAACAACAGCUGAGAAGAUCAGAUGCUACUUACCGCAUCACGGGGUCCUGAAGGAGGCGAGCACGACGACGAAGCUCCGAGUCGUGUUCAACGGCUCUCAACGGACACGAACUGGGAACUCGCUGAAUUCGCAUCUGCUGACUGGGGCGAAUUUGCUGCCCGCUCUCACCGACGUGCUGCUGCGAUGGCGUUGGCACCGAUAUGUCUUCGUCACAGACAUCGAGAAGAUGUAUCGCCAAAUUCUCGUACAUCCUGAGGACUGCAGCCUUCAAACGAUACUGUGGCGUCAACACAAAACGAGCGAGAUCCAGGAGUACGAGCUGCUGACGGUGACCUACGGCAUGGCGUGUGCACCGUUCCUGGCCAUCCGAACGCUGCGGCAACUCUGUGCGGACGAAGGGGCGCAGUUUCCUCAAGGGGCCACAGCACUUCGGCGAGAUUGCUACGUCGACGACGUAGUCACCGGAGCGGACGACCUCGGCGAUGCCGUCAACCUCCAGACAGAGCUGCGCAAUCUCUGCAUGGCGGGCGGAUUUCCGCUGAGGAAGUGGGCUUCAAACAAUCCGGACGUCCUCAGCGGAGUCCCACAGGAGCACCGGCUGCAGCAAGGACCACAUUCCUGGGACGACGAGAGCCAUUCGACCUUGGGUCUGCGAUGGCAUCCUCAAGAAGACCGGUUUGCCUUCGCCAUACAUCCUCGUGUAGUCAGCGAGUUUACGAAGCGACGCGUCCUAGCAGAGACUGCACGGCUGUUUGACCCGAUGGGCUGGCUCGCACCUGUCGUGAUUCGGGCGAAGAUCCUGAUCCAGACCACCUGGCUUCAGCAACUCGACUGGGACACUCCACUACCUGCCAAGGACGUCAAACGUUGGCAACAGCUGCUGAACCAGCUACCUCUGCUCAGCAACAUACGGGUGAAUCGCUGGCUCAGCACCGACAGCGAUUACUCCACGUUGCAGAUCCACGGCUUCGCAGAUGCAUCAGAGCGAGGAUAUGCUGCCGCCGUUUACAUCCGCAACUCUGGAACGAAACAAACCACAAUCAAUUUAAUCAUGGGGAAAUCCAAAGUCGCGCCCGUCAAGCCAGUUUCGUUGCCUCGCCUUGAACUGUGCGCUGCUGUGCUACUCACCACGUUGACGUUGCAUAUCCGAAACACCCUCGGCUUGACAUCAACUCCAGUGCACCUGUGGUCCGAUUCCAAGGUCACUCUCCAUUGGAUCCAGGGACACGCCGCUCGCUGGAAAACGUUCGUCGCCAACCGGGUGGCUCACAUCCAGACUCAGCUCCCGGACGCUCAGUGGAGACACGUGGCCGGGAAGGACAAUCCUGCAGAUUGCGCAUCACGAGGAAUUAAUCCGGAAGAGCUAGUCAAUCACACGCUAUGGUGGACGGGACCUACCUGGUUGGCACUGGACGAGACAGCAUGGCCCAGCUCAGAGGUCCACAUCGCAGAGGAUGACCUUCCUGAACAGCGCACCACCAGCCUGAUGACCAAGGGCUCCGUCGUCGUCGAACCGGACAUCCUUCUUCGGUUCUCUGCGCUUCAUCGGCUGCUACGCGUUACGGCCUGGUGUCGUCGAUGGCUCAACGUGGCGAGCCGAGAGGUCACACUUGGUCGUCCGCUGCAUCCUGACGAGCUGGACGCCGCCCUACUUCAGUGGCUUCGAAUUGUGCAGGCACUCCACUUCCCGGACGAGAUAGCCGCUGCCACUGCGAGACGUCCCGGUCCACCACGCAGUUCACUGAUCAAACUCAGUCCAUUCCUCGACGACCAAGGUGUACUGCGCGUAGGAGGGCGCCUCAAACACGCUCUGCUGCCUUACGACGAGAAGCACCCGGUGAUCGUUCCGCCGGCCUCCUGGAUGACGCGACUGCUCAUCGAGUCCUGCCAUCGUCGGUCUCUACACGGCGGCGUCCAGAUGACUCUCGGCUUGCUUCGUCAUCGAUUCUGGGUGCCACGAGGAAGGACCGUCAUUAAGCAGCAACUUCAUCGGUGCGUCACUUGCACUCGCUGGCGAGCGGCCACUCCACAGCCUCCAAUGGGCAACCUUCCGCGUGACCGAGUGACGCCGACUCGGCCAUUCCUGAGCACUGGCCUGGACUACGCGGGACCCAUCUUCAUCCGGACCAGCAAGGGGCGCGGACACCGCUCACAGAGAGGAUACAUAGCUGUCUUCGUAUGCUUUUGGUCGAAGGCUAUCCACCUCGAAGUCGUCUCGGACUACAGUUCCGAGGCCUUCAUCGCCGCCUUACGUCGCUUCGUUUCCCGCAGAGGCCUGUGUACGGACGUGUACAGCGACUGCGGCACGACGUUCGUCGGCGCCGAUCGCACCCUGCGCGAGCUCUUCAAGGCGUCAUCUUCCGAGGGCCAUCACAUCGCUCGCGCCGCCAACAAUCAAGGGAUCCGCUGGCACUUUAAUCCGCCAGCGGCCCCUCACUUCGGUGGUCUGUGGGAGGCUGCCGUAAAAUCCACAAAGUUCCACCUCCGUCGAGUAAUCGGCGAAACCACCCUCACAUAUGAGGAGCUUAGCACACUCCUCACGCAAAUCGAGGCGUGUCUUAAUUCUCGUCCGUUGCAGGCUUUAUCAGACGAUCCGGACGACACUUCGGCGCUCACACCAGGCCACUUCCUCAUCGGGGCGCCACUAUUAGCCGUACCUGAGCCAUCGUCGACUGGUCAACCAGCAUCCACACUGUCACGCUGGCGUCAUCUCCAAUUGAUGCGAGACCAUUUUUGGCAGCGUUGGUCAGCGGAGUACGUGCACGGCCUCAACCCCCGCACCAAAUGGGUCAAGUCCGAGGCCGCACCUCACGUGGGGGACCUCUGUCUCAUUCGUUCGGAGCUCACCCCUCCGACCCGAUGGCCUCUCGCACGGAUCACGAGACUGCAUCCCGGGGACGACGGUAUCGUCCGCGUGGUUUCGGUCCGCACCGCCACAUCCGAAUUCGUGCGCCCGCUCGUUAAAUUAGUCAUGCUUCCGGGCGCGGAUCGUAUUCCUGGCAUGACUAACGCGGACACAUCGUCCGCCGGCACAUAAUUCAUCUCGCGACACUUUUCACCUCACGCACUGUAUCACUCAUCACAUCUCAUUUUUUACCUCAUUUUUAUCUCAUUACCGCACUUACAUUUCAUCCAUCACCGCACUUACAUUUGAUCCAUCACCGCACUGAUAAUUGUUCCAUCAUCUCACUGCACUACACAACACAUCAAACACACACUCGUUACUGUCUCAGCUGAUCAUCACAUUCCACGC